UGAAAGUGCGGAUCAUCGUCGAGAUCAGUUCCGUCGAUGAUAUGCCGCUCUUUUAAUUCAUUUGAAUUAAAUAUUGAAUAUUGUGCACUUUAUUUGGACAGUUUGUAAAGGAGUCACUUUUUGAGAGUUUUUAAAAGUUGGACCGCAAAUAUGGAAGGGAGAAGUUUAAUUGUUGAGGGUUUGCCAGAUGAUUUUGACAAUGUAAAAUCCAAAUUAAAUCUUUAUUUUCUAAAUAAAAGGAAGUCAGGCGCUGUGAUCAUGCAGAUUCAAGAACAUUCUGAAGACAAACGAAAAGCAAUUCUGAUUUAUGUGAAAGAAGAAGAUCUGAAGAAAGUGCUUGACAGGAAGACUCAUAAGAUUGAUUUCAAAACUCAAGGAACUGUUGAAGUGACCGUCAGACGACCAGAAGAAACCAGCAGAAAAAAGACCAAACCAGCAAUACUGCCCAAACCCAAACUGGAGACAAUAGCUUUUCUCAAACAAUCACUGCCUGCUAAUGUCUCUCCAGUAAGAAAACAUACAACAAGUCAAAAAGAUGAUGAAGAGGAUUCUGAAAUAUCUGAUAUUCUAAUUACCAGCCAAAAGUCAAUUGAUAAGGAAACUCUUCAAAUGUAUGUUGAGCAAUUUGCAGGGCACUUCGAGAUGAGAAAACAUGAAAAUAACAGCUGGAUCCUGAAGCUUUACAACCAGUCAGAUUUACAGAAGAUUCUUGCCCAGAAAGAGCAUGAGUUUGGUAUAUCUUUAAAAGUGUAUAAAGAAAGACAUAAGGGACAGGUGGACCCUCGUCGCUUCAUCUUGACUGGAUUUGAUGGAAACACAGAUUGCAAGAAAAUAUCUGUGUUCAUCAGCAGCUGUAGCAAGACAACAGAACAUACAUGGGAGAUACUGGAUGAAGACAGGAUUGUUGUCACCUUCAAACAAGAUAUUGAUGUGAAAUCAUUUAUAAGUAAGUGCACCUCAAAGCCACUGCAGGGUCGAGACAUUGGCAUGACCCGUAUGGAACUGACUGAUUCUGUGCUGGUCCAGGGAGAUUUGAGACAGAUCAGUGAAGACACUCUCAGCCUUUACUUUAGCAUCAAGAAGAGAAGCAGAGGAGCAGAAAUCAAGUCCUUCAUCUGGAUCAACAGACAAAAGAGUGCGGUCAUCACAUUUGAAGACUGUCAUGUUGCGCAUGAAUUGGUGGAACAAAAGCACGAUGUUUGCGGAACAGCGCUUCAGGUUUCACUGUUCUACUCAAGCUUUCAAAAGGUUUUAUCUGGAGAAAAACCAUCUUUGACUGAUACGCCCACAAAAACAAAUAUCCCUGUCAAUGCAGAUCUGCUUCGUUUCAUUGAGAAGAAUGAGAAAUUUAGAAAACAGUUGGAGAAUAAUGUCAAAUUGCUUCAUGCCAAAGUUCUUCUUGACAGUUCUGCACCACCAAGUGCAUUGACACUGGAGAUGGAUGUUGACAAAGACUCGCUGACUGCACUGCGAAUUGGACCCACUUGGGAAACCAAAACAAUGAGGGAAGUCCAAUCCUUUCUGAGCCAGUUUGACACAGUAGAGUUGACUGCUGAGAAAGACGUAUGGGACAGAGUGAAGAAUCACUGCCUCAACACAGAUGAUGCUGCCGUCUCCUUCAGGGGCUUUAAAGCUGUCAUUGUUGGUGUGAAAGAGGAGGUGACUGUCCUUUCUGAGAAGAUGGGGAAGCUGAUGAAGGAUGCUGCUGCUGAGGUGGACAUGGAAAGUAACACUGUUGAUGUGAAAAUUCAGCUGGACUGCAAAGAGAAGUUUGACCUCGUGAAAGAACGUGUACAAUCCAAACUAGGAGAUGUUUCUUUCACACAUGAUGAGAAUCAGCUCAUCUUUCACCUUAGUAGUUUGAAGGAUAAAGUAAGUUCAGCUGAGGUGGUCAUCAAGCGGGCACAGGAGAACAUGAUCAUGCACCAGCUGAAGCUCUCUUCUCAUCUCAUUCAUUUCCUCAAGUCACUGGAUCUUAAUGUGUUUGAGCAAGACUAUUUCUCUCCCACCCACAUUCCAGCUAAAUUUGUCAACCAGAAGGAUUGUGUUGGGAUCUUCGUUGAGAAAGAAAACCUGAAGAGAGCUGAAGACAAAAUAAGUGUUCUCAAAGAGGAGGUUAUCCAACUUUCUUCCAAACAAACCAGUGAAAACUGGACGCACUUUCUCAGGAAUCUUAAAGACCAAGUGGAAUUAAGCCACAACGGUCGCAACAUCAGGAUCACACCAUCAGACAAGCAGGUUAUAUUGUGUGGAUUUUCUAGCGUAGUUGCAGAUGCUGCACGAAAAGUGAGAGGAAUCCUGGAGAACAAGGAACCGACAACUGAGGAUGUUCCUCUCAAAUCUGUGCAAGAGGUCAAGUUUGUUGAUUCUUGCAUGAACCUCUCUGCGCUCCCUCAAAUCAAGUGCCUUGAUGCUACCAUACUUGCAUGCAGAACAUCAAAUAACCCUGGUCUGAAGGUCACAGCAGCAAAAGACAAGAUUAAAGAGGUGGUGAGUGUUGUAAAGAAGCAGGUGUCAUCCAUUGUUGUGAAGAAGUACCAGUAUUGCAAAGCAGGAGAAGCAAAGGUUCUGGAGAAACAUGAAGGUAAUGUGAAGGCAAAAGCAAAGGAGUUCCAGUGCAAUGUGUAUUUAUCACAAGAGCAAGUGCGCAAAUCUGGUCUUCCAAAGAGUUUUGCUCACAAAAUAGACAAUUCAAUGACUCUAAGAAUCACACAGAGUAUCAUGCAUAAUUUCACUGCAGAUGCUUUGACUUGCCCAAUGAAUGCCCACCCAACAAGCACAUCUACAAGAGUCCCCUCACAAUCCCUGAAGCAUAAACAUGGAUCAGACAAAAGAGGUAUAUACACAGAUUUAGGUUUACUGGUGGCCAUUUUCUUGCAUAGAAUGCAGCUAAAGAUACAUAUAUUGCUGAUACGUGUCAAUACGGCUGAAAAAGAGACAGUGGAUGUCAUUGUGAACUCCAACAACACCAAUUUAAAUCUCGACACUGGUGUUUCUGGUGCCAUCUUGAAAGCUGCAGGAAAAAUAGUUGCUGAUGAAUGCGCAAAGCUAGGUCCUCUGAAAGCUGGUGGUGUAGUUAUGACAAGUGGUGGAGCACUUAAAUGUAAGAACAUCGCCCAAAUAGUUGGACCUCAUAAUGCUGCAGACAUCAUGUCUUCUCUUGAGAAGGUAUUGAAUCUCUGCGAGGGCAAAAAAUCCACAACACUGGCAAUUCCUGCUAUUGGAACCGAACGAGGUGGCAUUGGUGCAAAAGAAUCGAUCACAGCCAUCUUUACAGCAAUCGAGAAACACUUGACUGCGCAGAACUCAACCUGCCUCAAGGAGAUCACUAUAGUGGCAUUUGAAGAAAAGAUUAAUGACGUCUAUUGGGAAUAUUUCAGGGAGAGGAACAAGGCAUCCACUCAUGUCAAGCCUGCUUUCGGCAAAAUGCCUGAAAAUCAAGUCAAAACUGGAAGUGUCAGAAUUGAGUUGAAGAAAGGUGACAUCACCAGAGGAACUGUCCGAGGGAUUGUAAACACCAUCAACAGGGAGAUGAGCCUGAAAGGAGUGUGCAAGGUCAAAGGUCCACUGCCUCUACCAACCCGUGUGCCAAGCAAAACCCCACAGCCACCGCUCAUGUGCCUAGCAAUGGAAACAGCUGCUGUAUUGUUCCCCAUUAUGACCAUUGAAGUUUACGGGACGUCCUCUACUGACCUAGUCAAAGUCAAGAAAUUCCUGGAUGACCUGAUCUCUGACGAGUGCAUCAGUAAAGAUGUCCAGUCCAGUCACAUCAUCGACUUUCCUGAAACUGACAAAAAGAACAUUGUGACUCUCUGCCAAACCAAUCAAGUGAGUGUUCUGGUGGCUGGUUGGGAUAAGUUAACAGUAUCGGGGAAAAAGGACGAUGUCUUGGAUGCAGAGCUGAAGAUCAGGAACUUUAUUCAAGAAGCACGAGACCGAGAGAUCCGAGAAGGUGAAGUGAAGAGACUGAGACAGACUCUCUACUGGGAGGUGGCGAGAGGAGAAUGCUGGCAGUCGCUGAAGCCCAGCGUGAGUUAUGAAGUCGAGCUAGCCUUCCACAAGAAACUCCAGAGCUUUCAAUACCAGGAGAACGGAGAGAUGUACACAGUGGACCUCAGAGAGCUGAAGGUGAUGAACAGCAAGAGCGGGUCUUGCAGAAUCAAGAGAAGUCUUUAUGGAGAUUCUGAUACAGCGAUCAUUCAGAUGCCCCCAUCAUGGAGCAAAAUGGAUGGAAAGGAUUUAGAAAUAAUCAUGUUAAAAUCCGAUUCAGAGGAGUACAAGAAGACAGACUUCCUGAACUCCAGUAAACAUGCUGAUGUGUCACCUGUGCAGGUUCUACAGAUUGACAGGAUUCAAAGUCAAUCACAAUGGCACAGAUACUGCGUGUUGAAACAAGCGGUUGAUAAGAAAUAUCCCGAACAACCUAACGAGCGCCUCCUCUAUCAUGGAACUACCAAAGAGAUCUGCCAAAAAAUCAAUAAGAAUGGCUUCAACAGAAGUUUUUGUGGAAGAAAUGCUGUCAUGCACGGAGACGGCACAUACUUCGCUAAAGGUGCCUGGUACUCAUGUCAUGAUCAUUAUUCAAACCCAGAUGACAAAGGACAGAAGUACAUCUACAGAGCGAGAGUCGUGACGGGCUCACCGUGUAAAAGCAGGUGUAGCAUGAAGGAACCGGACCCGAUCAACCAUCAGGACCCUCAAGCUGGUCUACACGACUGUGCUGUGGAUAACUUACAGAACCCGUUCAUCUUUGUGGUGUUCUGUGAUGCAGGAGCGUAUCCAGAGUAUCUCAUCACCUUCAAGACCAUAUAAGUGUUCUGAUACCGUCAUAUCGGACGGUUCUGACUGAUACACUUUGAAGUUUAAAAACCGAUGGCCAGUGACGACUGCUGAACAGACAUUGUAUGAAUAUUACUAGAGAGAGUUUAGAUUGUAAUAAUUUAUCACAAUUAUAUUACCAUGAGAAAUAUAUGAACAAAUGUUUUAAGAUGAAUCACUUACUAGGUUAUAUAAUGGACUUGCACAUUUAGGUUUUAAUUCAGGCCACAUCUACUUAUCAACUUUCUUUUGAAAACGCAUUCAUUUUGCUACAUUUACACCUCUCAUCCAUAAUAUAGCGGCGUUUUACUCAACCAAAAACAGCACAUUUUCAAAACACUGCAUUACCACAUACUUUGGAAGACAAUUAGGUUAGAAAUCUAAAAACAGAGUUUUCAGAUGAAACCAGAUUAGUGUUGAUGUGGCCUCAGGUCAUAAGGCUAUGGAGAACGUUGCCAAAAGUCUUCAUAUUCUGUAGAGGAAAACACUGUUUCAGUGUGGACGAGAGGUGUAAAUAUAGCGGAAUCAUCACGUUUUCAAAAUUAAAAGGAUUAGUGUUGAUGUUCAUGUCACGUCGGAAUAACGAGAUGUUGUAGAUUCUACUUGGAGCUAUUCACCUCCUCAGACCUCGUAGGUUAUUCAGUCCUACUGCAACACUUAUAAUGCCAAAACAACUUUGUUGUUGAAAACAGCAAAAUAUUUAUCACUACAUUAAUUAAUUUACCCUUUAAACUCUGAGGGUGUUUUUAAAGAUUUCUUGUUCCAGAGGAAUACCCAAAAUUAAUGGCUUAUAACUCGACAAAAAACAAACAAAAACAAGGAGGGUGUUUGGUAUCAUUGUAAAGAAAACUUCGAAUUUUUAAUGACGUAUAUUAUGAUACAUUUUGAGAGUCUACUGAAAAAUAACAAAACACAAAAAUCACAAAAGCCAAAAUGUUUCUUUUUAUCUUAUCUUUCUUAUUUGACAUUAUGUAUCUUCAGGUGUAAUUAAGGUGGCGAAAAACUGCUUUUGUUUUGUUCCCAAUCAUGACAACUACAACUGAGAAAAUUUUUGUGUUGAUACGACAAAGCAAUCAAAAGUUAUAGCAUUACAAAUAUAAUUUAUCAUAGUGUCCAAAAGCCUCUCCAAACAAAUAAAACAUAAUAAUUGUACAUAAGAACUAAUCACACAUGCAAACACAACAAUGACUAAAGGUUUGUAUAGCAUGCAGACAUGAUUUUAGUAAUGAGAUUUCACAGAAUGAGUUUCAUUCUGUGUCAUUUGAGUCAUCAUUGAGUCUGUAUCAUGUAUUUGGCGCCAUCUCCUGGUGGUCAUAUGUAACAUUGUGCUUCAUGUGGAUUAUCUAAUGAUCUAUACAUCUGAUUAUCUUGUGUGUGGACUCGUUUGAAAGAUAAUCACCUCCUCUAAGUAAUGAUAUGUGAUAUUUUAUUUUUCCUUAAUUUAUAAGUGAAAAUGCGGUAUAUAAGCAACACCAACAUAAUUGUCAAAGACAUAUACUUAGCUAUUACUCACUAUAUUUUUGUCUGUGAGUACAACAAAUAGGUUGUAUUCUAUUCUUUGAGAGCUUUCCAACAACAUAUGACACAUGACUAUUUGAUAAAUUCAGUGCAAUUAGUUUUACAUAAAAAAAAAUAAAUAAAAAAAAACACUUUUGAUUUGUCUGCAAAUUUCAAAGCACUUGUUCAGUUUUGGUCAUAAUGUCUACAUGCAUUGGAAAGUAGAGCUUCUAAACUUUCAAACGAAACCUAUUUAGUGUUGCUCAAUGCAAUAUUUUGAUGAUUAUUUGUUUUUUUUCUCACGGGCCCGCCGGCAGGGCCCAUCUGAGCUUAAAGGGUUAAUUCACCUAUAUGUUCUUACAAAAGGUUUAAGAAUAAAAAAAUGCUCCAGGCAUCAAAAGCAUAAUAAAAUGUUAUUUUACACAGAAAAAUGUGUUCACUACCUUCAGCUGUAGAGGUCACUGCCGUAUUGGUUCUUUUAACAUGAUGUAAUUCCGAGUUCUACGAAGACGUGAACACUUUCUACAAGUUGGAAUCUCGUAAUUGCAGUAAUUUCGACAUGACAUUAAAAUACCAUGUGGACUGUGGAUGUGGCCUGAGCAUAUGACAUUUCAUUCAUGCCUUGAAUUCGCUUGCCUCUAUUUGUAUUUUCAUAACAAUAAAACAACACUUGAAAUAUCUGAAACUUCAGAAAGUAUCUUGCAGAGGAAAAGAUUUAUGGUUUCUGACAGAAGUGUUUGAUUUGAAAUCAUCCUUUAAUAGUACUAUAAUUAUUACAAAACCAGUAUUAUACAUGGAAUUGAGCACAAUAAUUACUUGUAGUUAGAAGUAAUUUUUCAGAAAUAACUGUUUCAAGUAAUAAACAAAUGUAAUGUAUUUUGAUGUAUUCUACAUUUAAACAUUAAUAAAAGCAUGAUCAAUUUCAGAAGGCAGUUCUAGACUAUUAUUAAUAAAACCAACAAUAAAAUAUAUCAAGAAAAAUCACUUGAACGGUUUUGAUUGAAAAACAUCUUUUAUUCUAUUGUUAAAUGGUAAAGUAACAUCUGCGUUUGGCUAGUAUAAAGUCUUUCUAUUGCUGAGGCUGCUUAUGAUGUUGUGCGGUCUGAACCGGUAUAUGAACACCAAAAACCUCUGAUGUUUUCAACUUCACAGCAUUGAUUAUUGUAUUAAAUAAACAGCAAUGGUCCUUGCAAUAAUAUCAGAUGCACGCUGUAGCUAAUGUCUCAACAUAAAGUGUUUCUCAAGCUCGCGUCCUCAUUGGAGUCGUGUGCACGCACAGUGCAACGAAUUCAGCUAGCCUGAUUUUAUUUACCCAUGCAGGGUGAGAGGGGUAAAGAAGGGGAUGAAAAUGUAAAUGAUCAUAACCCACCGUUAAGACUAACAGACAC
Myxocyprinus asiaticus (Chinese sucker) is the source of this 7703-nucleotide messenger RNA. Its product is annotated as protein mono-ADP-ribosyltransferase PARP14-like. NCBI's taxonomy places the organism in Eukaryota, Metazoa, Chordata, Actinopteri, Cypriniformes, Catostomidae. The record is from RefSeq and is a predicted model, not a curated record. Gene Ontology annotation, molecular function: NAD+ poly-ADP-ribosyltransferase activity; transcription corepressor activity. Gene Ontology annotation, cellular component: cytoplasm; nucleus. Gene Ontology annotation, biological process: negative regulation of gene expression.